AUGGCAUAUCCCCCGGGUGGAACGUACUUUGACAAUGGCAAACGCUCCUUCGUCGACGUGCCCAUCGAUGCUAGCAAAGACAACGCCAUCUCCACCUCCGAAUUCCUCGAGGCCUCCGAGGCCCUGACCGGCCUGUUCGAUGUCUUGGGCAGCGCAGCCUUCAAGCCCGUCAAGAGUGACAUUACCGGCAAUAUCGCAAAAAUCCGCAACCGCCAACUCGCCGCCCCCCUCGAUUCCGAAACCCUGCAAUCCCUCGUGCGCAACGAACUCAAAACAAAGUCCCACACCGCCAGCGAGGGCCUCCUCUGGCUGACCCGCGGCCUCGACUUCACCGCCCAGGCCCUGCGCAAGAACCUCGACACCCCCGGCGAAGAACUCUCCUCCUCCUUCCGCGACGCUUACGGCAACACCCUGCGCCCCCACCACAGCUUUCUCAUCAAGCCCAUCUUCAGUGCCGCUAUGAGCGCCACCCCCUACCGCAAGGACUUUUACGCCAAGCUGGGCGAUGAUCAGGACAGGGUGAACAAGGAGCUGGACGCGUGGUUGAAGGGGCUGCAAUUCCGCGUCGAUAUCAUCAAGGAAUUUAUGGCGAGGAAAGAGGCGAAGUGGUAG
This is a messenger RNA of Neohortaea acidophila, 612 nucleotides long. RefSeq names its product glycolipid transfer protein domain-containing protein. Gene Ontology annotation, biological process: ceramide transport; intermembrane lipid transfer. Gene Ontology annotation, cellular component: membrane; cytosol; cytoplasm. Lineage: Eukaryota; Fungi; Ascomycota; Dothideomycetes; Mycosphaerellales; Teratosphaeriaceae. The record is from RefSeq and is a predicted model, not a curated record. Gene Ontology annotation, molecular function: ceramide 1-phosphate binding; ceramide 1-phosphate transfer activity. The coding region runs from base 1 to 612 and encodes 203 amino acids. The transcript has 2 exons.